Messenger RNA from Loxodonta africana (African savanna elephant), 2619 nucleotides. It is a transcript of the gene PLLP, whose product is annotated as plasmolipin. Gene Ontology annotation, cellular component: membrane. The record is from RefSeq and is a predicted model, not a curated record. NCBI's taxonomy places the organism in Eukaryota, Metazoa, Chordata, Mammalia, Proboscidea, Elephantidae. Gene Ontology annotation, molecular function: structural constituent of myelin sheath. Gene Ontology annotation, biological process: myelination. The transcript has 3 exons. Bases 757 to 1272 code for a protein of 171 amino acids.
CCUUAACCUAGCCCUGAGCUGUAGUGUGGUCAUUAUACUCAUCUUACAGAGGAGGUCACCAGAGCACAAAGAGGUUACCAGCUUGCCCAAGGUCACACAGCUGGGGAGGGGAGCUGGGGUCUAAACCAGGCAGUCGGGCUCCAGAGUCCAUGUGUUAGCCACCACACUCCUUGUCCCCUGGAAUAUUAGGGGCCCGUCCUGCCACUUGGGCAGGUAGGACGGGCAGGCCCCUUAGCUUCCUGAGGCCCACCUUCACCUGUAAGAUGGGGGUAGUGACACUGUCUAUAAGGGCAAUUAGAGUCACAGAAGGUGGGGGUAGGAGAUGACCUGGUGGGGUCAGACGGGAGGUCACCCUGAGGCCUUUGUGAGGCUCCUCUGCUGGGCUCAGCAGGGAGGACUAGAGGGCUGUUCUUGUUCCCACCUCUGGGACUGUGACCACUUCUAUUCCUCAGGGAUGUGCUGGUGACUUGGUCAUUCUUCCAGCAGCUUCUGCUGACCCCUGCCAGGGGCCAUGUCCCGUACUGGGUGUCCCACCCUCGGAGAGCUCACGGCCUGGGGGCAGAAAUUGACAAUUCAGGUCCUGCCUGGUGGGCUAUGCGAACACAGAAGAGGGUUCUGGAACCCAGACUGGAGGAACAGGGAAGGUGUCCUGGAGUGUGUAACAUCACAACUGAGACCUGAAGGAGACAGGAGUUGCCAGGCAGGGACCCAGCACAGUGCCUGGCAUAUAGUAGAAGCCAUCUGUUGGCUGACAAAAUGAGAAAUGUUUUCUGCAGGAAGCACUAUGUAUGGCAAAGGCCUGGAGUAUCUGGUCUGUGGGGGACUCUGGGAGACUCUGGCCCUCUCUUGCCCCUCCAGGUGCUGGGGCUGCUGGUGUGGGCCCUAAUUGCCGACACCCCAUACCACCUGUAUCCGGCCUACGGCUGGGUGAUGUUCGUCGCUGUCUUCCUCUGGCUGGUGACAAUCAUCGUCUUUGUCCUCUACCUGUUUCAGCUGCACAUGAAGUUUUACAUGGUGCCCUGGCCGCUGGUGUUAAUGAUCUUUAAUGUUGGUGCUACUGUUCUCUACAUCACGGCCUUCAUCACCUGCUCAGCUGCAGUUGAGGUGACGGCCCUGAAGGGCACCCGUCCGUAUAGACAGCGUGCAGCUGCCUCGUUCUUUGCGUGUUUAGUGAUGAUCGCCUAUGGAGUGAGCGCCUUCUUCAGUUUCCGGGCCUGGCGAGGAGUAGGCAGCAAUGCAGCCACCAGUCAGAUGGCCGGCGGCUACGCCUAGUCCACCUGUGCCCAUGGCCCACCUUGGGGCUGAAGGCUGCAGCUGGGUCACAGUACAGGGUCAGCCCCACAAACACGUGGCCCGAGCCCUGCAGGGAGCCAGCUGGGCAGAGACUAUACCUGCUUACCAGACGAACUCUCACAACUUCCCUAAGAAACAGGAUCCUUCCUCUGCUUUGGCCCCAGUCGGCACUUGUGGGCUGGAAACAGGCCCACAGCGGAGACAUCCUCCUCAGCCCCUUAUUCAGCGGAAGAUGAUGGGGGACAUGGGGUUCUGUCUCUGCUUUGUCUUUAGAGGAUGUCAGUGUCCCAGGCUGGGGUCCACCUUUCUCACCAGCACUAAAUGCACUAACAAAGGCUCCUCGGAGCUGCAGCCCUGACCCACCAGAGUGUAAGGCUAACAAGCAACAUGUAUUUAUCUUAGUCUUUCUUCCAGGGGAGCUGAGCAAAUUCACAAAAACUUUUCUGAUUUCUUAAAACACAAUUUGCCUCCCCUGCCCCCAAGCCAACAUGAUGCUUGUAGGAAGAGGAUUCUGAUUUCUGACAGUGUGGUCUUUCCUUCCCUGCAUUUCAAACAUACAUUGUUUAAAAAUAAUCCAUUUUUAAAACAUGGCUCCAUGGUGAAAACCCUAUCCAGAUUUUCUUCCCUUUCCCAAGCCCUUGGUUUUUAAUACUCCCUUUGGACAACUCUUAACAUCAAUGCCAAUGGCUCCCUGCCACUGUUGAUUAGGUACAUGGGACAGGAAAUGGAGGGAGGGAAUCAAGACCUUGCCUGGUGAGUUGUCACGUGGUUGGUGGUGACUUUGCUGUUGCUCUUUUUUUUUUUUUAAUAAAAAUAAAGAUGGAAAAACUGAUUUGAAAAAGAUGUUAGGGGAAUCGUUUGUAAACUCCAGGGAGCUGCAGGUUAAGGCAUACAAGGGUCCCAAAAAGCCUACUACAGGGAAACUCAAGUUCUGGAGUCAUUUAGCACCACCAGUCAAUUCUGUGACCUGAGGUAGGGUGACAGGAUACUUCCUGGCUGCUCUGCCUAGAAGAGUCCCAGUUGAUGUGAUUGUCAUGGCUUAAGUUCAAGUUCAGAGAUUAUCUAAUCAAAGUGGCUGGCCCAUGCGAGAUGCUCAGGGACGUUCUGAUGCCCUAGAUGCGGACCUAGAUGCUCAGGUAGAGGAAGCAGCAAGCAAAGCAGGCAAGUCCUGCUGAGCUUAUUUUUUAAUACUGCAGACCAGCAUUCUCAUUAAGACAAAGGAAUUCCUAGGCACUUCUUAAAAAAAAAACAAAACUGAGAAUACAAAUGAAACUAUUUGAGCAGGUGGGGAUGAGCCAUUCCAUUAUGCAUGGAUGGGGAGCUACA